AUGGCUCUCCGCGUAACUCCGGCUGCUUUUGCUCGAGUCAGCACGAAAGUGAUGCAACUCGGCGAGCUUGGCGCUGGAAUGGGAAAGUCUGGCGGUGGCGGUGGCUCGAUCCGUGACGCUGGCGGUGCAUUUGGAAAACUCGAAGCGGCUAGAGAGGGCGAAUAUUUUCACAAAUUACAAAUUCGCCAGAUCGAUGACAUGAGAAAGCAGAUUAGAAAAGAGCUGCAAUUCUCCGAGGCAGAAAUCACGAAGCAGCGCCAAAAUCUGCAGCGCACCCGCGAACGUUUGGCCGAACUCGAUAAAUUGGCCAGAGAGGCCAGCGAAAGAAUCAUCGAA
This is a messenger RNA of Mesorhabditis belari, 336 nucleotides long. The record is from the annotation of a GenBank genome assembly. NCBI's taxonomy places the organism in Eukaryota, Metazoa, Nematoda, Chromadorea, Rhabditida, Rhabditidae.